AUGGCAGCCAGAGAUCCCACUGAGGAGCUCUUUGACGAAACGACUUGUCUCAUCUGCCUUGAUUACUUCAAAGAUCCAGUGAUCAUUGAAUGUGGGCAUAAUUUUUGCAGAGCCUGCAUUACUCAGUACUGGGGGGAGUCUAACAGAGCUGUAUCCUGCCCUUACUGCAGAGAAACUAUUCAACAGAGGAUUGUCAGGCCAAACCGACAACUGGCAAAUGUUGUUGAAAUAGUCAAGAAACAUGAGGAGGGGAAAGGGGAAAAACGGAAAAGGGAAGUCUGUGAGAGGCACCAAGAGCCCCUGAAACUCUUCUGUAGGGAUGAUGAAGUGCCCAUCUGUGUGGUGUGUGACCGAUCCAAGGAGCAUCGAGGUCAUAACAUAGCUACAGUGGAAGACGUUGCACAAGAGUACAAGGAAAAAAUCAAGGCCCACGUGAAGUCACUGGAGAAAGACAGAGGAAAUUUUGUGGAUCAGCAAGUGGCUGAAGAUCUGGAAAGCCAGGAACAUCUGAAACGGUUGACAGGGGAGAAGCAGAAAAUCAGGUCUGCCUUUCAGCAAAUGCACAAAACUCUCGAGAAAGAUGAGCACUUCUGGCUGGCCCAGCUGGAUGAAUUGGAAAUGAAGCUCCUGAAGAAGCAGGAAGAGAAUUUUGCCAAACUUUCACAGGAGAUCUCUAUGCUCAGUAAUUUGAUCACAGAGAUAGAGGGGACAUGCCAGCAGCCAGCCAGUGAAUUUCUGCAGGAUGCCAAAAAUAUAUUGAAGAGGUCUGAGAAGAAGCAAACGAGGCGCACACUGACCUGUUCUCCCAGGUUGGAAGAGACACUCGAAAUGUACAUUCAGAACAAUUCUGCUCUAGAACAGGCUAUGAAGACAUGUGCAGUGACUGUAUCUCUGGAUCCAGAUACGGCAAACCCCCGCAUCAUUCUGUCUGAGAAUCGGAAAAGUGUGAUGAGGGGAAGGAGAGCGCAAAACCUCCCUAACAACCCUGAGAGAUUUGAUACUAUGCUCUGUGUGCUGGGCUGUGAGAAAUUUGCCUCAGGAAGACAUUGCUGGAAGGUGGAGGUGGAUGUACAAGACCAAGUGGAAAGCUGGGCCGUGGGGGCUGCCCGAGAAUCUGUCAAGAGGAAGGGCAAGAUUACACUUUGUCCUGAGGAAGGGAUCUGGGCUUCGGUCGGGGUUACUCUGUGUGUAGCCGAGCAAGCGAAGCUGGCGGAGGAGGAAGAGGAAAGGCAGCCUUUCUGUGGGUAG
Molecule: messenger RNA, 1248 nt
Organism: Gekko japonicus
Lineage: Eukaryota; Metazoa; Chordata; Lepidosauria; Squamata; Gekkonidae
Product: E3 ubiquitin-protein ligase TRIM39-like
Exons: 7
Coding region: 1-1248 (415 amino acids)
Molecular function (GO): zinc ion binding; protein binding
Source: RefSeq, a predicted model, not a curated record